AUGAAAGAUCUUACCACAGUUAAAUCAGCUGGGUCAAGACCAAGUAUAUAUAGAUCAGGUUCAGGUUAUCCUGAUCUUAGUAUAUCCCAUUCAAAAAUCAUUAAUGUUGAUGAAAAAACUGGGAAAUUAUUAUCUCCUAAGAAUUCAAACUCCGAUUCAUUCGAUACUUUUGAUGAAACUCAUGAAUUAGAAAGGGGUUUGAAAUCAAGACAAGCUCAAUUAUUAGCUUUAGGUGGUGCUAUUGGUACUGGUCUUUUCGUUGGUAGUGGGUCCGCUUUAAGUACUUGUGGUCCUGCUUCUUUAGUUUUAAGUUAUACGAUUAUGAGUUCAGUGGUUUAUUUUGUUAUGAAUAUGUUGGGAGAAAUGACUGCCUUCUUACCAUUACCUGGUAAUGGGGCUCAAUCAUUUGUAAAUGAUUAUCUUUCAUCAUCAUUUGGGUUUGCUGUGGGGUAUAAUUAUUGGUAUGCUUUCUCCAUCUUAAUUGCAGCUGAAGUUACUGCUGCUGCUAUUGUGAUUGAAUAUUGGAUUACCAGCGUUAAUAUUGCCGUUUGGAUUACUAUCUUUUUAGUUAUCUUAACUGUUUUAAAUAUGAGUUCAGUUAAAUAUUUCGGUGAAGCUGAAUUUUGGUUUGCUUCCAUUAAAUUAGUUACUUUAACUGGUUUAAUUAUCUUAGGUAUAGUUCUUUUCUUUGGUGGUGGUCCUCAUCAUGAUAGAUUAGGUUUCAGAUAUUGGAAACAUAGUCCAUUCUCAGAACAUUUAGUUGGUGGAUCAACUGGUCGUUUCUUAGCUGUUUGGACUGCUAUUGUUAAAUCUGGAUUUGCCUUUAUUUGUUCACCAGAAUUAAUUGCUACUACUGGUGGUGAAUGUAAAAAACCAAGAAGAAAUAUUCCAAAGGCUGCUAAUCGUUUUAUUUAUAGAUUAGCUUUCUUUUAUAUUCUUGGUACGUUGGUUAUUAGUGUUAUUGUUGAUAAAAAUAAUCCAGAUUUAUUAAGUGGAUCCGGUAAUGCUGCUGCAUCUCCAUUUGUCAUUGGUAUUCAAAAUGCCGGUAUCCCAGUAUUAAAUCAUAUUAUUAAUGCUGCUAUCUUAACCUCUGCUGCUUCAGCUGGUAAUUCAUUUACUUAUUCUGCUUCAAGAGCUUUAUAUUCCAUGGCUCGUAGAGGUUUAGCUCCAAAGAUUUUUACUAAAGUUAAUCGUUUAGGUGUACCAUACUAUUGUGUUAUGGCAUCUAUUGCUGUUGGGUGUUUAGCUUAUCUUAAUGUCUCAUCUACUUCUGCUAAUGUCUUCAAUUGGUUUGCUAAUAUUACCACCAUUAGUGGAUUCAUUAGUUGGGUAUUGGUUGCUUUUGCUUAUUUAAGAUGGAGAAAAGCUAUCAAAUAUUAUGAAUUAGAAGAUAGAGUCACUUAUAAAACCAUCUUACAACCUUAUGGUGCUUAUUAUGUGAUUGGAUUUAUUGGAUUAGUCUCCAUCACUAAUGGGUAUGGUGUAUUCUUUGAUUUCAACGUGGCUGAUUUCUUAGCUGCUUAUAUUACUUUACCAAUCAUUGUUGUCUUAUAUGUUGGUCAUAGAAUUUAUGAUUAUUAUGUCAAUGGAGUUAAAUAUUGGGUCAAUCCAAUGGAAAAAGUUGAUGUUCUUACCGGAUUAGAUUUGAUUGAAGAAGAAGAUGCUAAUGAACCUGAUCCAAUUCCAAAGAAUACUUUAGAAAGAAUAUGGUUUUGGAUUGCCUAG
Molecule: messenger RNA, 1725 nt
Organism: Scheffersomyces coipomensis
Lineage: Eukaryota; Fungi; Ascomycota; Pichiomycetes; Serinales; Debaryomycetaceae
Product: proline specific permease
Exons: 1
Coding region: 1-1725 (574 amino acids)
Biological process (GO): amino acid transmembrane transport
Cellular component (GO): membrane
Molecular function (GO): amino acid transmembrane transporter activity
Source: RefSeq, a predicted model, not a curated record